AUGAUCAAGAAGAUCAACAAGAAAGCAAGUGGGGUCAAGGUUGAGCUCACCAACAACAACAAGGUACUCAAAGUACAAGGUCCGCAGCAAAAGGUGGAUCGUGCUUGGGAUUUCUUGCAGCAAUUGGUUGUGACCGAGACACCAGUUGCAACCACCUAUGUUGUGAUCGAUGUUGUUGGUGUCGACGCAGACGCAAAGCUAGACUCGCUAUCACAAGCAAUCGGUGAUGCUGGCAAAACGAUCCCAGCUGAGAAGUUGCACUUCUCAGUCUGCCACAGCAGUCCAAGCUUCUCAGCAAGUGAGGCCAUUGCACUUGCUGAGGAGCUUGACGAAAAAAUGAAGCCCACAACAUUACCAAGAAACCUCAAUAGCAUUUUCAAAUGCAACAAAAAGGUUUUCUUCAAUGUUGAUGGCCGACAUCAAGUCCUUGGUGUGGUGCCAGAAGGCACCACCAGCCCACCACACCAAUUGAUCAAGUUCGUGCAAAGCACGCUGUCAUCAAGCGAUCUUGACAUGGAAGCAACACCCCAUGUCACAAUCAUCAACCGCCGGUCCCCCAAUGCGCAGAAUUCCAGGGCCGAUCAAGACCGGCGGUUGGUGGCAGAAAUCAACAAAUACAAUUGCGACCACGAUUGGCUAGGCCCUUUAACAAUCAAGGGCGUAAAAGUUUCACGACAGGUGUUGGAUCUCACAACCAAGCAACUAGACCAUUUUACCCUCUGGGAAAUGGUUUUGCAAUAA
Molecule: messenger RNA, 741 nt
Organism: Lichtheimia ornata
Lineage: Eukaryota; Fungi; Mucoromycota; Mucoromycetes; Mucorales; Lichtheimiaceae
Exons: 4
Coding region: 1-741 (246 amino acids)
Source: RefSeq, a predicted model, not a curated record